Anopheles gambiae (African malaria mosquito) is the source of this 3076-nucleotide messenger RNA. RefSeq lists its product as uncharacterized. NCBI's taxonomy places the organism in Eukaryota, Metazoa, Arthropoda, Insecta, Diptera, Culicidae. Gene Ontology annotation, cellular component: GID complex; extrinsic component of membrane. The transcript has 5 exons. The record is from RefSeq and is a predicted model, not a curated record. The annotation marks the transcript as partial. Gene Ontology annotation, biological process: proteasome-mediated ubiquitin-dependent protein catabolic process; negative regulation of gluconeogenesis; protein targeting to vacuole.
ACUCUGGUCGGCCACACACUGCUGCUGAGCUGCUGGGCCGGCGGAGGGGUGGUAGGCGCAACCGUGUCGGGCAAACGCACCAGACGCCGCAAGCGAGCGGACGCGACGGAGGAGCCGCGGUGCGGGGACCGGCGCACGGCUAGCACGAGCUCGGACGGGGAGCAACCGCAGGGUGCGGGUGCAGGGCUGGGGAUCGGUGUGGAGGAAGCUGCCGGCAGCAGCAGCUCGGUGCCGGACGAGCAAGCCAAGGGUGAGGAAACAACAACAGCAUCAGCAGCAGCGACGACGGCGGCGACGACAACGAUCCUAGCGGAAGGGGAAGGUGCCGAUUCCGCCCUCGUGCCCGGCACAACCGCGCUCGACACCGAGGAGCGAGUGACGCCGGAGGAGAAGGAGGAAGCGGAACCGAGGGGGCAGCGUGACCCGGCCGACGGUGACGGGAGUGGCCACGGUAACAGCGGCUCGGCCAAGCAGAAGCGCACCGGCGCCGACAGCAGCAGCACGUGCGGGUCAGACGGAGGAGGCGGGCGGGCGGCGGCGGCGGCGGGUGGUGGUGGCAUCGCUGGUGGAGUAGCCGAGCGGCCGGACCGACUCGGACCGGACGGCGACAAUCAGCCCGAACCGCACCGGCAGCAAGACCAAGCGGAGGAGGAGGACGGUGGAGACGCAGAGGAGGGAAGCGAGCAACAGGAAGCGGCACGAGGGCAGCAGCAGCCGGGCCGGGACGCCAGCGCGAGCAGCAUGCCUGUGCGGGUGGAUAUAGUGCCGCCGCCGCCGAACAACUCCAAACAGCUCGGCGUCACCAAAUCGCUCCUGUACAAUGGUUCUAAGUUUCGCGGCUCCCAGAAAUCGAAGGGCAACGCGUACGAGGUUGAAGUGGUGCUGCAGCACGUUGACGAAGCAAACUCUUAUCUGUGCGGAUAUCUCAAAAUCACCGGGCUGACGUUCGAGUUUCCCACCCUGACGACCUUCUUCGAUGGUGAAAUUAUCUCGAAAAAGUAUCCCUUCCUGACGCGCAAAUGGGACGCGGACGAGGAUGUAGAUAGAAAGCAUUUUGGAAAAUUUGCUGCCUUCAGCGAGUACCAGAAGACGUUCAACUCGGACGACUUCGACUACGAUGCGCUAGCGAAGAGUGACUACGUGUUUAUGCGCUGGAAGGAACACUUUCUGGUACCUGAUCACAAGAUAAAGAACAUCAACGGUGCGUCGUUCGCCGGGUUCUACUACAUCUGCUUCCAGAAAUCGCAAGCCGUUAUGGAGGGUUACUACUAUCACCGCUCCUCCGAAUGUUUUUUUCUCGCCAACUAUCCCGCCCACAGGUACCAGUCGCUAACGCUGCAGCACGUGGCCGAAUCCUGUAUUCAAAUUUACGAGUUUAGAUAAUUUCCCGUCGUCCCCCUGCAGCCAAACGGGAGGAUGAGAGUGCUGGUGUGGUGAUGGUGGUGGUGGUCGACAAUGCAAUUGCCGGUGGGUGCGGGUGGGGUAAAGGUAAACCCCACUAGCUGGGGGUUUUCUUACCAGUAAGUGACGCUAACCACACACACACACGCACACACACACGUGUACACGUUGCUAGAUUUUGAAUAGUUUUUCUUUCUUUUUCUUCUUACGUUUUAAGCCACAGUAUGGCAAUUGCGACGGAAUGCGUCCAAAACUUAGCUACUAGCAUCAAAAACACGCAACAAAUUACCGACAACGAAAUGCCGGACGUCGUGCCGGCCGGAAGAAUUAGCCUAUUAGCGUAACAGAACAUGGGGGGAGGGGAAUGGGAUAAUGGAGGAAAAACGGAGAAAACGUGAGAAAACGGAUGGUUCAAGUAAAAUUAGCACAACGAACAAAACCAGCAAACACAUUUUUGACCACACACACGAAAACAAAAAAAAAACAAAAAAAAAAGAAAUCUUAUCGUAACGCAAGAUAACAAAACGUAACGAAGGCGGCAAAAUGAAAGAAAAGGAUAGGAUUGUUGUUUUUUUUUUCAAUUAUAUAAUAGUUUAAAAUUUAAAUCCGCUCAUUGCUAACUUUAUGUACGUUAGUUAUGUAUAACAAAUACCUUUUUUUUUUAAAGUAGAAACUAUUAUUAAAUUAUCGCUCGUGGGCAUACCGAUAAGUGUGGUUGCCUGUUCUGUGUGAGUGAGUGUGUGUGUGUAGAAAUUUCAUUUCUACAUUUUUUUUUUCCUUACAAAAUGAUAAACAGACACAAGCUUACAUAUUUCAGCAGGCAAUAUUUUGCAGGGAACCAGUUUAUACUCACUCACACACACACACACACACACACACACACACACACACACACACACACACACACAUUACAGGAUUUUCCAGGAGUUCUCGUAGCUGUGGGACACUUUAUAAACACUUUCUUGCGUGAAAUGAACUUAAUGUAAUGGGAAUUGGACUCUCUAGCAUCCUUGUUGAACAAAUCCAACUGGAAUUUCUAGGAAUAGAGUCAAAUUUCCAACAUGAAACUUCAUUCACUUCCACUGGGGAAGAGUGUAGGAAGUGUCCCAUAACUAUGAGAACCCGUGGAAAACCCUGUAUAGAAAGGAAUAAGGAGUUUUCGAUUUUACGGGUUGCGCUAAUAUUACAUUAUACCGUUGCCCGUCAAGGGUUGUAAUUGUACAUUAAUUGCCUGCUGCUCUUUGGAUACAUUUUUGCUACAUUUUGUUGAAAAAGUUUCUCGCCGACCUUCUUCAGAGUGGUCAGAGCUAUCGUUCACAAGGCAAUAAGGUGUGUGCUUGUGUGUGUGUGUGUAUGUGUGACAGCGUGCGGGAGUCAAUGUACAGAUAAGACAGUUUAAGAAGACAUUAAACCAUAUAACAAACGCCCGAAAGCUGUGCCCGGGCGAGGAGAAAGCUCCGAUACAUGCAAUAGCUACUAGUUGUAAUGUAGUGUCCUAAUCUGCCUCCUGCACAAAAAUCAUGCAGUGAAACCCGAACAUAGCAACAUAGCAGCAAACAAACAAACAAGAAAAAGACAAAUGAAAAAAGAUGAAUUCAAAUGUAAUUAAACGCAGUAAUAACCACGUGUUUUCCCCCCAUUUUACCAUGUUAAUGUUAAUAGAAAGCUCCCCCCC